AGCCAUCCCGCAGAAACUGCGCAACCGAGGAGAAAUCUAGUGCUUUUUUUUCAUAACCCUGUCCGAAUUUCCCGACCGUCCGAGUUAAACCGUCCAGCCCCUAGUACCGGAGUGCCGGGCAGUACCGCGGGUAGUAGGCCUACCGGAGUGCCGGGCUGCAAUUAUUAAGACCGGACUCUUCUCGGUAAUUUAGUGAGAUCACAUCUGAGAAGGAGAGAUUGGGAUAUGGCCAUUUCUUGAAACUAUGACCCCAAGUAAUUUAAUGAAGGUUGCAGCAGAGCCAUGGCCAUCACUAGUAAAGACAUCAUUUUAUUGGUCCUGAUGUUUCUCCGCCAAUUAAUCAUUGUGUAUGGGAAAACUGUGGACACUAGCUGCGACAUUAUUAUGGAUGAAUUGGACAAUGCUCAAAAGAGAUUUUUGUUUAUCAGUACAUCUAAUGGUAAAGUGAUACGAUGUACAUACUGCUCGGAAGAAACAAGGAAAUCAUCUCAAGCUUUUCUGAAAGCUGUUGAAGAACAGUGCGCACUGAAAAAUGAAGGUCUUCCUUUAAAACAUGACCUUUCACCAAUGUGCAAAUACAUGGACCCUAUAACAUGCAUCAUUCCCAAUCCAAUUGCAAAUGGAGAAUGGGUUUGCCCAUGUAGUGGUUCAGGUAAAGUCGGGAGCGAGGAGGUGUUGGUUUACACAAACUGUACACAGCAGUGUAAACCUGACUACCAUCUUGUUGGGGAUUCCUUUGGACAUUGCGGGGAACGUUGGCCACCCAAUAAAAACUACCCUACAGAGUUUCGCUAUGGAAACGCUGAAUGUGUGAAAAGUACAGGAGAAACAGCUCAGCAAGCCAAUGGUAUAGCAAUUGUUGUUAUUGCAUGUGCAAGUGUACUGGUAUUCAGUAUUUGUGUGGUGCUGUUCUGUUGCUACCUUAAAAACAGACGUAAGCGUAAAGAUGACACAGCGCUUAUAAACAGAGUACAACUUACAGAUUUUAAAUCUGUCUCUGAGCCAGCUACCACCUCGCAAGGUACCCGGUCUACUACUACUACGUCGCUGAUGGAAAGUGAUCCUUAUGAUUCAAAUGAAGAUGACUCUCCGUGGAAGCUUAGAAAUGAUGCUACAGGUACCCGGUCUACUACUACUACGUCGCUGAUGGAAAGUGAUCCUCAUGAUUCAAAUGAAGAUGACUCUCCGCGGAAGCUUAGAAAUGAUGCUACAGGUACCCGGUCUACUACUACUACGUCGCUGAUGGAAAAUGAUCCUCAUGAUUCAAAGGAAGAUGACUCUCCGCGGAAGCUUAGAAAUGAUGCUACAGGUGUAAGCUGUAGCGUCAAUUUGGUUAACAUUUCCAUGGAAAGAAGUCAAAGUCAGAAGUUGAGUGUUCUUAACAAGGUUGACAUGAAUCAGAAACCUGUCUGCUACAACAUGGCUUUGGACAUUUUAAAGAGUAUUGACCAUAAAUGCAUGUAUGAUCAAUCCAAGGUUGAGUCCGAGUUAACACGCCUGUGUAAAGG
Messenger RNA from Pecten maximus, 1508 nucleotides. RefSeq lists its product as uncharacterized. The transcript has 12 exons. The annotation marks the transcript as partial. Lineage: Eukaryota; Metazoa; Mollusca; Bivalvia; Pectinida; Pectinidae. The record is from RefSeq and is a predicted model, not a curated record.